CCAUGUUUUAAAGUCAUGUUGAAGUUCAAAUACAUGAAUCAAGGAAGCAUAAAGAAUGUGGCUUCCUCACCAGAGCCCGUCACCAGCCGCAGCUCCAGACUGCACCAGUUACUCCAGGGCCGGGUCACCUUGUGUGGGCACAAGGGAGGAUGCUUUUUGGGUCGGGAAGAGUUGCUGGAUGCUUUGCUGUGUCUUUACGAGCAGUGCACUACCCCACACCUCAUGGAGCUGCAUCAUGUAGCCAAGUUUGUAAACAAGUUUUCUGAAGUAAUCUCUGAGUUGCGGGCUCUGCAGCCUGGACUGCAUGACUUUGAGCUGCGUGCAGUGGUGGGUCAUGGUCGCUUUGCUGAGGUCCAAGUCAUGAAAGAGAAAUCUACUGGAGAUGUCUAUGCUGUGAAAGUCAUGGACAAGACAGUUUUACGCAAUCACAAAAAUGUGGUUUUUCAUGAAGAGGAGCGGAGGAUCCUGGCUUUGAACAGCAGGUCUUGGAUCCCACAGCUUUUUUAUGCUUUCCAGGAUAAAAAUCACGUAUAUCUUGCAAUGGAGUACCUGCCAGGUGGUGACCUGAUGUCUCUUCUUAUCCGAUAUGAGGAUCAAUUUGAGGAGGCCAUGGCUCAGUUCUAUCUGGCUGAGCUGGUCGAGGCUAUUCAUGCUGUCCACCAACUGGGCUAUGUCCACAGGGAUGUCAAACCAGAGAAUGUUCUCAUCGAUCGGACUGGUCACAUUAAGCUGGCAGACUUUGGAUCAGCUGCCAGACUGAGUGCUAAUAAAACAGUGGGAGCUCCCACAGUGCCUGUUGGGACCCAGGACUUCCUCGCCCCUGAGGUUCUGGCAGCCAUGAAUGGAGGAUCUCAAGCUUACGGGGUUGAAUGUGAUUGGUGGUCUCUCGGGGUCAUAGCCUAUGAGAUGAUUUAUGGCAAAUCACCUUUUUCUGAUGGUACUUCAACCAGAACUAUUCACAACAUCUUCAACUUCCAGAGGUUUCUAAAGUUUCCAGAGGAGCCAUGUGCCAGUAAACAAUUUGUUGACUUGGUGCAAAGCUUGCUGUGUGGAGUCAAAGAGCGACUGUGUUUCCAGGGACUACGCUGUCACUCAUUUUUCUCCAGUGUAGACUGGAACAACCUACGGCAAGUUCUGCCGCCUUUCGUUCCUGUGUUGCACACAGAAGAUGACACCUCUAAUUUUGAGGAGCCGGAGCAGGCAGCCCUCUGGCCAGCCCCAGCAGCCCAGCGAGGAGGUCUGCCAGCGGGCUUCCAGGGCCAGGAUCUGCCUUUUGUAGGCUGGUUCUUCAGCCGAGCAUUGACAGCACUAGCCAGAACUGAGUCUGUGUCUGCAGGUCUCAACUCUCCUGCCAAGACCAGUUCCAUGGAAAAGAAACUCCACCUUAAAAGCAAAGAACUACAAGAAACUCAAGAUAAAUGUCACAAGAUGGAGCAAGAGAUUUCCAGAUUCCAGCGUAAGAUGACUGACCUGGAGUCAGUACUCCACCAGAAAGAUGUGGAGCUGAAGGCCUCUGAGACUCAGAGGAGCAUCCUAGAGCAAGACCUUGCCACCUACAUUACUGAAUGCAGCAGCCUCAAGCGAAGCCUGGAAGAGGCACGAGUGGAGGUCUCCAGAGAGGAUGAUAAGGCCAUGCAGCUGCUGCAUGACAUCCGUGAACAGAGCAACAAGCUGCAGGAAAUUAAAGAGCAGGAGUACCAUGCCCAGCUGGAGGAGAUGCAAGUGACCAUCAGGCAACUGGAGGAGGACCUGUCAGCUGCCAGGCGCCGCAGCGACCUUUACGAGGCUGAACUUAGAGACUCCAGACAAACAAGCGAGGAACUGAAAAGAAAAGCUGUUGAAUACCAGCAGAGAAUCCAGAAGGCCAAAGAGCAGGGCAAAGCUGAGGUGGAGGAACUUCUCUCCAAACUUGAGAAGACCAAUUCCGAGCAGCAGGUGAAAAUCCAAGAGCUCCAGGACAAACUGUGCAAGGCAGUGAAGGCAAGCACAGAAGCCACCGAGCUGCUACAGAAUGUUCGGCAGGCUAAAGAACGACUGGAACGAGACCUUGAGCGCCUCAGAGGAAAAACCGAUUCUAGUGACACUCUGAAACGCCGCCUGAGAGAGACAGAGGAGGGCAGGAAGACUCUGGAGAACCAGGUUAAGAGGCUGGAGAUUGUCGAACGGCGGGAGAAUAAGCUGAAAGAUGACAUUCAGACCAAAUCCCAGCAGAUCCAACAGAUGGCUGAAAAGAUCCUGGAACUGGAAGAGAACCUGAGGGAUGCCCAGUCAACUGCUCAGCGAAUGGAAACACAGCUCGUUCAAAAAGAAAGGCUUUAUGAAGACAAGAUCAAGGUUCUAGAGGCCCAGAUGAAGGUAGAUCUUGCUGACAAAGAAAGUCUAGAAGCCAGGAGGGCCCAGCAGGAAGAGGAAUCGAGGGAGAACUGCAAAGUUAUCAGUGAACAGAAAGCGACAAUUAAUGCCAUGGACUCCAAGAUGAAAAACUUGGAGCAGCGCAUUGCUGAGCUAUCAGAGGCUAACAAGCUUGCUGCCAACAGUAGCAUAUACACCCAGAAGAAUAUGAAAGCCCAGGAAGAGAUGAUCUCAGAGCUUCGACAGCAAAAGUUCUACCUGGAAUCUCAGGCUGGAAAACUUGAAGCCCAGAAUGCGAAACUGGAGGAACACCUGGAAAAGAUGAGUCAGCAGGAGCAGACCAAGAGAAGUCGGCUGCUGGAGCUGGAGAGCAGACUCCGGGAGAUGGGUCUAGAACAUGAAGAGGAGAAGCUGGAGAUCAAGAGACAAGUGUCAGAGUUGACACUCUCUCUGCAGGAGCGAGAGUCUCAGCUUAGCAGCCUGCAGGCUGCACGUCUUGCCCUAGAGAGCCAGCUGCAGCAAGCUAAGACUGAGCUGGAGGAGACCACUGCUGAAGCUGAGGAGGAGAUCACUGCCCUCAGGAAUCACAGAGAUGAAAUUCAGCGCAAGUUUGAUGCCCUGAGAGAUAGCUGUUCGGUCAUCACCGACCUUGAGGAGCAACUUACACAACUGAGUCAGGAGAAUGCAGAGUUGAACCGCCAGAACUUCUACUUGUCCAAACAGCUUGAUGAAGCAUCAGAUGAAAGAGAGGACCAACUGCAGCUCAGCCAGGAAGUGGACCGUCUGAGGAGAGAAGUGGCUGACCGCGAGAUGCACCUUAACAACCAGAAACAGAACAUUGAGACAUUGAAGACCACAUGCAGCAUGCUGGAGGAGCAGGUGGUGGAACUGGAGUCCCUGAAUGAUGAAUUGUUGGAGAAGGAGAGGCAGUGGGAGGCUUGGAGAGCAGCCCUGGAGGAUGAGAAAAGUCAAGCCGAGAGACGUACUCGGGACCUGCAGAGACUCUUAGACAAUGAGAAGCAGAACAGGUUGCGCGCAGACCAGCGCAGUUCUGAGUCUCGGCAAGCAGUGGAACUGGCAGUCAAAGAGCACAAAGCUGAGAUAUUGGCCUUGCAGCAGGCACUGAAGGAGCAGAGACUGAAGGCUGAAAGUCUGUCUGAUACACUCAAUGAUCUGGAAAAAAAGCAUGCCAUGCUGGAGAUGAAUGCACGCAGCUUACAGCAGAAACUGGAGACAGAGCGAGAGCUGAAACAGAGGCUGAUGGAAGAGCAGGGAAAACUGCAGCAGCAGAUGGAUCUUCAGAAGAGCCACAUCUUUCGUCUGACCCAAGGUCUACAGGAUGCCUUGGACCAAACUGACAUGCUCAAGACUGAGAGAACCGAUCUGGAAUACCAGCUAGAAAAUAUACAGGCAGUAUACUCCCAUGAGAAGGUAAAGAUGGAAGGCACCAUUUCUCAGCAGACCAAACUGAUUGACUUCCUCCAGGCCAAAAUGGAUCAGCCCACCAAGAAAAAGAAGGGUAUAUUUGGGCGCCGUCGGGAGGAUGUAGGUACCACAACUAAUGGGGCACUGGCUCCUCAACCCCAGCCAGCCGUCCCCAUGCAGUAUAGUGACAUGAAGCUAGCUUUAGACAAGGAACGAUCUCGGUGUGCUGAGCUGGAAGAGGCACUGCAGAAAAUGAGGAUAGAGCUGCGGUCCCUCAGAGAAGAGGCUGCUCAUUUCAAAGCCCAAGAUCAUGUGGCCCCAUCCACCCCUGCCCAGGCUCGCCAUCAGAUCCUCAUGUCAGCCAUUGUCAAAUCCCCAGAGCAUCAACCCAAUCCAAGCAGUCUACUCAACCCAUCUACCCGCUGCAAAGAGACAUCCACACCUGAAGAGUUUGGACGUCGUGUGAAGGAGAGAAUGCACCAUAACAUCCCACAUCGUUUUACUGUGGGCCUCAACAUGAGGGCUGCCAAGUGUGCUGUCUGUCUGGACACUGUGCAUUUUGGACGGCAGGCAGCUACUUGUCUAGAGUGCCACACCCUGUGUCACCCCAAAUGCUCCCCAUGUCUUCCGGCUACAUGCGGUCUGCCAGCAGAGUACGCCACUCACUUUUCAGAGGCUCUGUGCCGGGAAAAGGCGAACUCUCCUGCACUGCAGGUCAAAGAAGCCAGUGGCCAUGUUCGCUUGGAGGGAUGGAUGAAGCAGCCGAGAAAUGGAAAACGUGGCCAACAGGGCUGGGAGAGGAAGUACGUUGUGUUAGAUGGCACCAGAGUAUCCAUCUAUGACACUGAACCCAGUGAAGACUCUGUAAAAGCAGAAGAUGAGUUUGAGCUCUGUCUGCCUGAUGGAGAUGUGACCGUUCAUGGAGCUAUUGGUGCCUCAGAGCUCAUCAACACUGCCAAGUCAGACAUCCCUUAUGUGUUGAAGCUGGAGUCACAUCCCCACACGUCCUGCUGGCCAGGCCAGUCUCUCUACUUCAUGGCUCCUAGCUUCCCUGACAAGCAGCGCUGGGUGGCUGUGCUGGAGUCUGUAGUGGCUGGCAGCCGUGGCUCUAAAGACAAAGUGGAUUCUGAUGCCAAACUUCUGGGAAACUCUCUGCUGAAGUUGGAGGGUGAUGAUCGCCUGGACAUCAACUGCACUCUGCCGCUCACUGACCAGAUCGUAUUGGUUGGCUCUGAGGAGGGUUUAUACGCUCUAAACGUCAUAAAGAAUUCUUUGACGCACAUCCCUGGCUUGACCUCCGUCUUCCAGAUUCAAAUUCUGAAGGAGCUUGAUAAACUGUUGAUGAUUACUGGAGAGGACAGGUCCCUGUGUUUGGUGGAGAUCAAGAAGGUAAAACAGUCUCUGUCGCAGUCCCACCUGCCAGCUCAGCCUGAUCUCAACCCUUUUAUCUUUGAGACAGUCAAAGGCUGUCACCUCUUCUCCUCUGGAAUGAUUGAUAACGGGAUGUGUAUCUGUGCCGCCAUGCCCAAUAAGAUUACAAUUCUCCGACAUAAUGAAAGUCUGAACAAAUUCUGCAUAAGAAAGGAGAUUGAGACCUCUGAACCCUGCAGUUGUAUCCACUUCACUGGUUACAGUAUCAUUAUCGGCACCAACAAGUUCUAUGAGAUUGAGAUGAAGCAGUAUGUGCUGGAAGAGUUCCUGGAUAAAAACGAUGUGACGCUCGCGUCGGCUGUCUUUGCUGCAUCCUCCCACAGUUUUCCCAUCUCCAUCAUCCAGGUCACCAAAGCUCCACAGAAGGAUGAGUACCUGCUCUGUUUCCAUGAGUUUGGUGUAUUUGUGGAUGCAUAUGGCCGCAGGAGCAGAAGUGAUGAUAUCAAAUGGAGCCGUCUGCCACUGUCAUUUGCAUAUAGAGAGCCCUACCUGUUUGUUACCUACUUUAACUCUCUGGACGUUAUUGAGAUUCAGGGACAUGCUGCUCUUGGGCCCCACUCAUAUGCACAUCUGGAUAUCCCAAAUCCACGCUACCUGGGCCCAGCUAUCUCCUCGGGGGCCAUCUACCUGGCUUCGUCUUACCAAAACAAACUGCGAGUCAUCUGCUGUAAGGGCAACCUGGUCCAGAGCCAAGAGGCUGGCGUAGACCUGCAGCGUAACGGCUCCGGGCGGAGCCCCAACAAGCGUGGCCCUCCUUCCUACAAUGAGCACAUCUCUAAAAGGCUGGCAGCCAAUCCCCUGGCCCAUGGAGAUCCUGGCACACCUCAUCGAUACAGAGAAGCCCGCACAGAAUUUCGCCGUGACAAGUCCCCCAGUCGUCCAAUGGAGAGAGAGAAAUCUCCUGGCAGGAUGCUGGAAAGCCGUAUAGCAGCGUCUCCUGGUAGAGCCAUGGCAGAUCCCCGUUUAGAACGCUCCCCGGGCAGGGCCAUGGCAGACCCUCGAAUGGACCGCUCCCCUGGCCGGCUGAUGGACACACGAAGGGAAAGGUCUCCUGGAUGUUUUGAGGAGCGCCAAAGGCUUCAUACUGGAUCUGGACGCACACCCAUAAACCCUGUAAACAAGGUUUGGGACCAGUCAUCAGUUUGAAAAACAGCAGGACUGCAUGACAGAUGUGGACAGAAAAGUCUUUGGACAGAGAAGGGAAACUAAGAAUGUCACCAACACUGCCAUACAUCAAUUUUGCCUAACAAACCCACAGAAGAAACGCCUGUCGCUGUCAGAACACAACAAAUACAAAGUGAAACACAGAUGUCAUUCUCCUCAAGCUAUUUUUUUCCUCUCAGUGAACUGAUACAAGCCAAUAAAGGUCAACAAAUGCCAUAUGAACAACUUUCUGAGCAGGGAGAUUUGUGACGCAUUUCAGCAUGUGCUCUGUAUUUUUGUACAGAACACGUACUGCACAGUAAUGGCUCAGCAAUUUGAUUUAUUUGUCUCCUUUUUUCCUUCUUUUUUUUUUUUUUUUUUUUUAGAAACUCUAAGCUCUAAGACUUCGAUUGUGGUUUUUGGAAGAUUCACCUAAAUAGCAGUGACUAAGCACAGCCUUUGUUUUUCAAGUCAUUGCCUAAAUAUCCACAUUUAGACUCUUGGCAGACUCUCAACAGCUAUUGUAUUCUCCUUUUUCUGUCCUUGCUCAGUCUGCUGCCCACACUCACUAGAAAUCAGGGCCACAGAGCCGCUGGAUGUUGAAAUAGAUUUCUGGCUCCACCAUGUGCUGACCCAUCAACACACACUCAUUAUCGGCUAUUUACAAUCAUCCUCUACUAAUCUCAGCCUCCCAGAAGGACUGUGGUUAGUUAUGGUGACAGGAUGUGGCUGGAGCACAAACAAAUAAAACAAAAUAUCAAUUUAAAAAAGAAAAAAAGACCAACCUUCCCUGUAGAUUAACGUCUGUUAAUGUUUGGAUAGGCUGACACUGCACUAAUCACAAUAGCCCAAAACAGUGGAGCCGGACCUUUCUAACACUUCAGCACACUAUCUGACUGUAAAUAGUCGAGACAUAAUUUUAUACAUACAUAUAUAUAUAAAUAUAUAAAUAUAAAGAAGGAAUUUCAAGGCUGGAUAAGCCGUGUCUAUUUUUGUUAAAAAAAAAAAAAAAAAGUGAUUAUGUGUCCUCUUGAAUGUCCAAUGAGUAUUCUUUUAAUAAGUCCAAA
This is a messenger RNA of Thalassophryne amazonica, 7418 nucleotides long. It is a transcript of the gene cita, whose product is annotated as citron rho-interacting serine/threonine kinase a. NCBI's taxonomy places the organism in Eukaryota, Metazoa, Chordata, Actinopteri, Batrachoidiformes, Batrachoididae. Gene Ontology annotation, biological process: actomyosin structure organization; peptidyl-threonine phosphorylation. The record is from RefSeq and is a predicted model, not a curated record. Gene Ontology annotation, molecular function: ATP binding; protein serine/threonine kinase activity. Gene Ontology annotation, cellular component: cytoskeleton; cytoplasm.